Molecule: messenger RNA, 642 nt
Organism: Punica granatum (pomegranate)
Lineage: Eukaryota; Viridiplantae; Streptophyta; Magnoliopsida; Myrtales; Lythraceae
Source: RefSeq, a predicted model, not a curated record
AUGGCAGAAGACCAACAACUCGCCAUUCAUGAACAUGAUACUCCGCCAACGCCACAUUCUCAAACACCACUGACGCAAGUUAUAUCACCUCCAAUGCCCGCGGACAUAUCUACAGCACAUUCAGGCAUCCCUAUCGGACAUCCUCCACCAACAGCACAGACGGCGUCCAACCUUGUGGAGUCCGCACGUUUUACCGCGUUAGAAGGAAUGGUGAACCACUUGGCGGCCAACAUGGCUACCAACAUGACGGAGCUCAUGGCCAUGCUCAGGAAUCAGAAUCAGGCUUCAUCGAGCUUUACUUCGCCUCUGGAGCAUAGACCAAUUGUCGAUCCAAAUCCAACAAUCACUCCAACCUUUGUUUCGGAGGUUGAAGACGCAUCUUUCUCAACAAUGACGUUUAUACCAACGGUCCAUCCGAUCAAUGAUCCUUUACCGCCACCACCUGCUCCAACAGCAGUUCCGUUGCCACCAGCAGCUUUCUUAUCCACGGACUCGACUAUGCAUACGCUGCCAUCGCUAACCGUGUCAAUGCAUCCUCCAAUCUAUACUGUGCCACCACCGACAAUUCCUCCGGUCACGAUCGCACAGGCUCCUGUUUCCACUGCAGACCAAUUUCCUUUCCAAACUCCACAGCCCAAAUAA